Rotaria sp. Silwood2 is the source of this 996-nucleotide messenger RNA. Lineage: Eukaryota; Metazoa; Rotifera; Eurotatoria; Philodinida; Philodinidae. The record is from the annotation of a GenBank genome assembly.
AUGGCGGACGAAUCUGUUACAAUUGCACGUCAUUUAUUGAUGAUCAUUGGUAUUACUUGGUAUACAGCCGGGAUGAUUGGUAAUAUUUGUAAUAUUUAUAUUUUUUCAAAAUGGACGUUUACGAAAAAUUCUACUCAUGAUCAACGCCUUGAACGCAAGAAAAGCAGCACUCCUCUAUAUUUGUUGACGUAUUCAAUUGGUAAUCUACUUGUCAUUAUCUAUCCACUUUUAGUUCGAAUUACUAUUGAUGGCUAUGAAUAUCCAAUAACCAAAAGCAAUUCAAUUUUUAUAUGUAAACUACGUUUUUAUACAUUACAUUGUGCCAAUCUCGUAUCAUUAACAUGUUUAUGUUUGGCUACACUUGAUCAAUACCUAAUCUCAUCACCAAAAGUCUAUUGGCGACAAUGGAGUCCAACACAACGACGAGCAAAACAAAUAAUUGCUGCUGUUGUAUGUUUUAUCAGUCUGCAUGGUUUACCAAUUAUUAUAUAUUAUGAUGUAGAUAUUAUAGGUCAAUGUAUCAUAACCUCACACACAUAUGCAUAUUAUUAUGUACUUGUUAUACUCAUUUUUCUUUUUAGUAUUGCUCCCAUUGUCUUUUUAAGUAUAUUCGGUGUAUUGAUAUUUAUACAAUUAAGAAAUAUGAAACGUAUACGAAUGACACAGAAAAAUUAUCACGGAAGUAUGAAUGUUAAUCAACAAACUUCUCGUAUGCUUUUUCUUAUCUGUAUUGCUCUUAUAUUGUCAUCUAUGCCUUAUGGGAUCGAUAAUAUUUAUAAUUUCAUGAUUAUUGGCAAAUAUGCUCCGCAAUCUUCAAUUGCUUUCAUAUGUCGAAUGAUUGCCAUUAUUAUAUUUUAUAUACAUCCAGUAUCCAGUUUCUAUAUUUUUCUAUUUUCAACACCAAAUUUUCGAAUGGAAAUACGAAAAUUGAUUAUGAAUAAUCAAAACGGUGGUCAUCUAGUUAAUAAUCGAGUUCAUGUAAUCAUGACAACAUAG